AUGAAUGCUCAUUGUCGUCUAGCGAAUGAUCCAAGUAGCAAUCUAACUUUGACAACAGACGAUCAGGGAUGUCCACAAUCAUCAAGAGUAUAUGCACACACGAAAAAUUUCGAAAUGGAAAACAAUGCACUUUUUCCAGUUCAGAUUCUGCCUCCAUCGCUUAAUCGUAUUAGCUCAGGUCCAAUAACAGAAAAUGUGCAACCUCAAACAGUUAUAGUAAAUGUCGCCAAUGACGAAUUCUGCAAAGUCAACUAUCCACAACCUUUGAGCAAUCCACCAACAGAAAUGGAACUGAUUGCAUUCGAUUGA
Molecule: messenger RNA, 309 nt
Organism: Rotaria sp. Silwood2
Lineage: Eukaryota; Metazoa; Rotifera; Eurotatoria; Philodinida; Philodinidae
Source: the annotation of a GenBank genome assembly